AGUAUAUUGCUAUGUAUACUUAUGAGAGUUCUGAACAAGGAGACCUAACUUUUCAACAAGGUGAUAUGAUUCUUGUGACGAAGAAAGAUGGCGACUGGUGGACAGGAACACUGGGUGAUAAAUCAGGAGUUUUCCCAUCUAAUUACGUGAGACUCAAAGAUUCUGAGGCUCCUGGAGCAGCUGGAAAAACGGGAAGCUUAGGGAAGAAACCUGAAAUUGCCCAAGUUAUUGCCUCUUACACUGCAACGGGUCCAGAACAGCUUACUCUUGCUCCUGGUCAGUUGAUUCUUAUCAGAAAGAAGAAUCCAGGUGGCUGGUGGGAAGGAGAGCUCCAAGCACGAGGGAAAAAACGGCAGAUAGGAUGGUUCCCUGCUAAUUACGUAAAACUUCUGAGCCCUGGUACCAGUAAAACUACACCAACCGAGCUACCUAAAUCAACAGCAUUACCUUCAGUGUGCCAAGUAAUUGGCAUGUAUGACUACACUGCACAGAAUGACGAUGAGCUAGCGUUCAAUAAAGGCCAGAUUAUAAACGUCCUUAACAAGGAAGACCCAGACUGGUGGAAAGGGGAGGUGAAUGGACAAGUGGGUCUCUUUCCAUCCAACUAUGUGAAGCUGACAACAGACAUGGACCCAAGCCAGCAAUGGUGUGCAGACUUGCAUCUUCUGGAUAUGUUGACACCUACUGAAAGGAAAAGGCAGGGAUACAUCCACGAGCUCAUUGUUACAGAAGAGAACUAUGUAAAUGAUCUGCAGUUGGUCACAGAGAUCUUCCAGAAACCACUAAUGGAAUCUGAGCUGCUAACAGAAAAAGAAGUUGCUAUGAUUUUUGUUAAUUGGAAGGAGCUGAUUAUGUGCAAUAUAAAACUACUGAAGGCUUUGCGUGUGCGUAAGAAGAUGUCUGGAGAGAAGAUGCCAGUGAAAAUGAUUGGUGACAUACUGACAGCUCAGCUGCCACACAUGCAGCCUUACAUUCGGUUCUGUAGCUGCCAGCUCAAUGGGGCAGCGCUCAUCCAGCAGAAGACAGAUGAAGUCCCCGAGUUCAAGGAGUUUGUUAAAAGGUUAGCAAUGGAUCCUCGCUGUAAAGGAAUGCCACUAUCAAGUUUUCUACUAAAGCCUAUGCAACGGGUAACCAGAUACCCACUAAUAAUUAAAAAUAUAAUAGAAAACACUCCUGAAAACCACCCAGACCACAGUCACUUGAAGCAUGCUCUUGAGAAAGCAGAAGAAUUAUGUUCUCAAGUAAACGAAGGAGUGCGGGAGAAGGAAAAUUCAGAUAGGCUGGAGUGGAUCCAGGCUCAUGUUCAGUGUGAAGGCCUGUCGGAGCAACUCGUAUUUAAUUCUGUUACAAACUGCUUGGGACCACGCAAGUUUCUGCACAGUGGGAAACUCUAUAAAGCCAAGAGUAACAAGGAACUGUAUGGCUUUCUGUUCAACGAUUUCCUUCUCCUGACUCAGAUCAUAAAACCUCUUGGCUCUUCUGGCACAGACAAGGUCUUCAGCCCCAAGUCUAAUCUGCAAUACAAAAUGUACAAAACUCCCAUUUUUCUAAAUGAGGUACUAGUAAAAUUACCCACAGACCCUUCUGGAGAUGAGCCCAUCUUCCACAUCUCCCACAUUGACAGAGUCUAUACACUCCGGGCUGAAAGCAUUAAUGAAAGGACUGCCUGGGUUCAGAAGAUCAAGGCUGCUUCAGAACUUUACAUAGAGACUGAAAAGAAGAAGAGGGAAAAGGCCUACUUAGUUCGCUCGCAAAGAGCAACAGGCAUUGGGAGGUUGAUGGUCAAUAUUGUUGAAGGCAUUGAACUAAAACCUUGCAGGUCCCAUGGAAAGAGUAACCCGUACUGCGAGGUGACGAUGGGCUCUCAGUGCCACAUUACCAAGACGAUACAGGACACCCUCAACCCGAAGUGGAACUCCAACUGCCAGUUCUUUAUCAAAGACCUCGAGCAGGACGUGCUCUGCAUUACGGUGUUCGAGAGGGACCAGUUCUCCCCAGAUGACUUUUUGGGCAGAACAGAGAUCCGUGUGGCAGACAUUAAGAAGGAUCAGGGUUCAAAGGGACCAGUUACAAAGUGUCUCCUUCUGCAUGAAGUCCCAACAGGAGAGAUAGUCGUCCGACUAGACCUGCAAUUGUUUGAUGAGCCUUAGAAGGAAAGGGACCAAUGUUUCGUUUCAGUCUGAGUUCACUGCAAUAGGUGUCUGCAGAAGCAAAAUCCUUAUUGGUGUGGUAAGAAACUACUGCUUGCCCUUCACACAUAAGAGGGUUAUCAAAGCAAACAGGAGCAUCUUUGUGCCUUGAUAAUUCUCACUGAAAAAUGAAUCCCAAUUUAGUGAGGAGAUCUCCCUCGAUUUCUCUGUGUGGAACUCGAGGUUAGUUUCCUGGGUUUAUGAAAUAACCUAAUUGUUUGUUGUGCUCCAGUCUGAAAGGCUGGCAAACCACAUAGGUUGCUGUGCUUGCUCCGGUUACCCUAUUCUUUAAUUUAAAUGAAGAAGGCAAUGUUGGUAUGUUUUGGAGGCUUUCUGCAGGGUUUUCCCCCUUGAGGAAUUCUGUGCCUAUUGCUCAGCAAAGUGGUGUGUAAAUAUAAUGUGAAUGGAAGGAGCAGUUAUGCAGUAAGAAGAUCUUUGAAGGUCUUCAUGGUGGUACCGAAAAGACUUAGAAAAUAAAUAGUCUAUAUCUAUA
Messenger RNA from Pelecanus crispus (Dalmatian pelican), 2682 nucleotides. The record is from RefSeq and is a predicted model, not a curated record. NCBI's taxonomy places the organism in Eukaryota, Metazoa, Chordata, Aves, Pelecaniformes, Pelecanidae.